Messenger RNA from Echinostoma caproni, 1548 nucleotides. The record is from the annotation of a GenBank genome assembly. NCBI's taxonomy places the organism in Eukaryota, Metazoa, Platyhelminthes, Trematoda, Plagiorchiida, Echinostomatidae.
AAACAAGACAUUCUUCUCAGCGUUGCCGAUUGUCCAUGUCUGUCCGUGUUGCAACAAGUGGAAAUGGACUCGGAGCGAUCUUUACAAUUUGAGCGCGAACAUGCAAAAAUGUUUGAACUGCUGGGCAAUAAAACAGGUAAACGUGUGGAUCGGAACAACGUGUGGGAAUAUUUUGAUGUGGUCACUUGCAUGCGCGCGCAUAACUAUUCACUGCCCGACUGGUACACCGAUGCGCUCUAUCGAGAAAUGUCCGAAGUCGCACGCUUCUACUGGGUCCAACGGUUUGCCUCCACCAGUGCAAUCGUCCGACUGGAAAUCGGAGUGUUCUUGAAAGUUCUCAGGGACCACUUACUGACCAUUGUGAACGGUUCGAAGACCUUGCUACAACGCACAUUUCAAGUGUCCAUACAACAUUUGAUGGCCUACUCGGCUCACGAUACUGAUGUCUGUUAUCUGUUGGCCGCUUUUGGUGUCUAUGAUCAACAGAGUAUCCCGUACUCGGCGGCUGUUGUGAUUGAAUUGCUUGGCCCAGAACCACCAGCUCCUCGCAGCGAGUAUCGUUUACGUCUUGUGUACAAAAAAGGUUACCUGGAUAAUGAGGGAACCUAUUUACAGUUCGGCGCUUGCACUGAACAGCCGGCCGACCGCGGUUGUCCACUGGAUGAUGUCCUCAACUAUCUGGCCCCGUUGCUACUGGAUCCUGAUCAGUUCUUUUCCGAAUGUCAAGUAGAACAGCGACCGUAUGUGCCUGAUCCGUUAAAGUUCCUGCGAUCUCCCACGCCGUUUUCCUGUGUCUCUUCACAACGCACAACAUAUACGGUUUAUGUCGCGGUAGCCUGUAUCCUCCUGUUCCUCCUCUGUUUAGUUGGCGUGACUGUGGGUCUGUGCAUUAAACGCACUUCGACUACGGAGAUCCUACGACGUGAGAUUGGUGUUUUUCUGCACUCCUUUGUUCAACAUAUGAAUGCGAUUGUUCACGCCUCGGUUGAUGGGACUCCUGAGAUUAAUAGAACCAAUUUUUCCACUUCGCCUACAAUGGCUUACUCAGCUCACGAUACCACUGUGACCUCUCUUCUCUCCGGGCUCGGACUGUAUGAUAAUCAGACCAUCGAAUAUUCCGCGGCUGUCGUGUUGGAAUUGCUCAGCCCGGAUAAAGUGACUUCCGCAUCUGACCACGUGCUUCGCGUCCUGUACAAACGUAGUUGGCACGAUGAGACUGGGACCUACUUGCAGUUUCCCUCGUGUCCGGGACGACCAGCCGCAGACGGUUGUCCACUGACCAGGGUACUGGAACAAAUUCGACCGUUGCUUGUCCCACCGGAUCAGUUCACACAAAUCUGCUCGGUGGAAUCGGCGAACAGUUCACAUGUAGGUUUCACACUACGAUACAGUCCGUUUCGUACAUUUGCCCUAAUCUCGUUCACCUUGUGUGCCACAUUCGUGGUGGUCUCCCUGGUCGUGUUCCUUAUCCGCAAAUGUCGACGUCAGAAACGUAUGCUUCAAGACGACGAACAGGUCGUGUUUGUACGUUUCGAUCAUCAGUCGUGA